Rodentolepis nana is the source of this 1623-nucleotide messenger RNA. Lineage: Eukaryota; Metazoa; Platyhelminthes; Cestoda; Cyclophyllidea; Hymenolepididae. The record is from the annotation of a GenBank genome assembly.
AUGGCAGUUCCAGCCCCAAUGGUGGCCGAAAGGAUGAACAAUCCUAAAAAUCCUGUGGUAUUCUUUGAUAUAUCUAUUGGGGGACAAGAUAUAGGUCGAAUUCAAUUGGAGCUUUUUGCAGAUGUCACUCCAAAAACUGCAGAGAAUUUCAGGCAACUGUGUACAGGCGAAUACCGGAAGGAUGGUGUACCAACAGGUUAUAAAGGCUGCACUUUCCACAGGAUAAUAAAAGACUUCAUGGUUCAGGGAGGGGAUUUUGUUAAUGGUGAUGGUACUGGUUCCUGCAGUAUCUAUGGUGGGGCAAAAUUCGCAGAUGAAAAUUUCCUCAAAAAACACUCAUCUCCUGGUAUGCUCUCAAUGGCAAACAGUGGAAAGGAUACCAACGGCUGUCAGUUCUUUAUAACCUGUGCUCCUUGCGACUUUCUGGAUGAUAAACAUGUUGUAUUUGGACAAGUAGUCGAUGGUAUGUUGGUGUUAAAGAAGAUUGAAAAUGUUCCCACAGGUCCUCAUAAUCGUCCUAAAGUUCCUGUUGUUAUUACCCAGUGUGGGGAAAUUGUAAUGAAUACUGCGAAAUCUAUUGGGCCUUUUCAACCAUCUAAUCCAGUUUUGAGUAGUACUCAACUGGGAGAUUCUUCAACAGUUAGUUCACAAAGGCGGAGAAGACUCAAACGAAUUGAUUCAGAUGAUGAAGGAGAAGGCAAUUUUGCGGAUAUCAGCGAGAUUCGAGCUGCUCCAUUUCCUGGGUUGACUUUCGCCCAGAGUUCACCGAUCGCCCGUCGUUAUGACGAAAGCGAGGACGAGGAAGAUAUGCGGAGAUAUUCAAAUAGUGACGUAGAAAUGGCUUCUGUACAUUCUGCUGAGAGGAGUCGGGAUGAUGGUGAAGAGGACGAAAAUGGUGGUGGCGUAGAUAUGGACGUCAAGACGCUGAAACAACUCAAAGGGAUUUCCGAGGGAGCUAGGAAGAAAACUGUUCGACGACCAAUGCCCAAACUAGAUCCCCUUACUUUACUUGGAGAACGCGGUCUCCCUGCUCUCCUCAAAGAAGUCGAGAAGACCAAAUUCAGUGGUCGUGGUCAUGAAUUCGACGAUCUCCAAAAACUCAUGUUCAUCUAUGAAUCUUGGGCAAAUCGAAUGCUACCUAAGUUUCCUUUCACGGAAAUAAUGGAACGCCUGGAAGUAGUGGGGACCAAACGUGAAGUUCACAAUGCUCUUCAAGGAAUGAGAGCUGGAACUUGGCCUCCUACAGUAUCUGCAGAAUUCGUUCGUGAUGACAGUGAUGAUAGUGAUUCUGAGAAUGAGAGACCGAAAGAGAAGAGUACGUUAGAUGGUCCAUUGAAUGAUGAUGAGAUCGAAGAAUUGCUGCGAAUGCAAGAUGUUGCUCAAGGAUCUGGAACUCAGAAACAACCGUCUCCACAACCGAUUGCCUCAACUUCAACAGCUAAUAUAGAUGAUGCAUGGAAGGAGGAGAGUGCAAUUGAAAGGGCCGAGAGAAAUCGUAUGGCUGCUUUGGCACGCCUGGAAGCCAAACGACAGUCUCAAAGUACUACACCAGUUAGAAGGGCUCCUACUUCCUUGCGAAAUGCUCUUAAAUCUCUGAUCUCAUCCAAAACCAGUACCCAAUGA